GUUCCUGCUUAGUUUGCAUGAUUCAUUAUUACUCUCCACUUCAGGCUUUUAACAAAUCUGUUGAAAUGAGGAAAUUGUUUCUGCUGAGAAAGUACUCAUUGAGGCUGGUGAGGCGCUCCGAUCAGUCAGAAUGGAAAUGGGUGACUCUGAGACGGACCGAACUCUGGUUGUGAAAAAUGCUCUGGUCUGCACUGUCCUGGGCUUGGCUUCCGUUCUGGGCAUCCCGGGGAACGGAAUGGUCAUCUGGAUUAUCCUUUUCCACAUGCGGAGGCAGAGAUCGCCGACGGUGGUGCUGCUACUGAACCUGGCCAUCGCUGACGUGCUGGUGCUGGCCACCUUGCCUCUGUGGAUCUACAGCUUUGUGCACGGCUGGCCGUUCGGGCAGACCUUCUGCAAGCUCCUCACCUUCGUGGUCCACUGCAACAUGUACGUCAGCAUCUUCCUCAUCACGGUGAUGAGCGCCGAGCGCUUCAUGGCCGUCCUCUACCCGUUCAGCUCGCAGCGAUGGCGCACGGUGGCCGUGGUGCGUGCGAUGGUGCUGCUCGCCUGGCUGCUGGCUUCACUCUUUGCCAUCCCAGUGCUGGUGUACCAGGUACUGGACGCCGAUGAACACGGGCAGGAUCAAUGCAUGUAUGGCACCUUCAGCUCGGACGAGCAGGAGAUUCUGUGCACAAUGAUACAAUUCCUCGUGGCUUUUGCCAUCCCCUUUUCCAUGAUGUCCGUUUUCUACUUUUGUAUCGGGCGGAAACUGAGAGGCAUGACUUUUAAACGGCAGUCCAGGACAGGGAUGGUGAUUGGCACCGUGGUGAUUGUGUUCUUCGUUUGCUGGAUGCCUUACCAUGUGGUAAACCUGAUCUCGCUCGCAGCAAUGAUGCUCAAGACAAACGAGACGGUUUCCGACACGUUAACGGACAUCUAUAACUAUGGCUUCCUGUUCGCUGGGGCGUUGGUUUUCUUCAACAGCUGCGCCAACCCGAUCAUUUAUGCUUUUGCCGCCCGGAGUAUCCGAGAUGGCUUUCACAUGUCGGCCUUUGGCACGUUUUUUGACCAGAUGACCAACUCUGUCAAAGAAGAAUCGAGGAAAAGAAGCAAGGACACUUCAAAAGCCAACGAGAGCUACACUUUGCAAGAGUUGCACUCCAGCCAGAAUAACUGAGCUGGUUUUCAUCCAAACACACGUAGCGGUAAAACAUUUUAUUCACAGUAUCCUCGCGCUUUUCCCUUCCCUGGUUUUACUUUGUGACUACCUGCCAUGUAAUAAAAGCAGUGGACUUCAAGAAUCAAAAGUCAGGAGUGUUUUAUUGUCAUAUGCAGCGAAACGGAAUAAAGGAAAUUCUUACUCUUAUGGUGGCACAAUGGUGGUUGCUGCCUCAUAGCACCGGAGACCCAGGUUCGAUCCUGACUACAGGUGCUGUCUGCGCAGAGUUUGUACGUUCUCACUGUGACCCGCGUGGGUUUUCUCCGGGUGCUCUGGUCUCCUCCCACACUCCAAAGAC
This is a messenger RNA of Leucoraja erinaceus (little skate), 1496 nucleotides long. RefSeq names its product leukotriene B4 receptor 1-like. NCBI's taxonomy places the organism in Eukaryota, Metazoa, Chordata, Chondrichthyes, Rajiformes, Rajidae. The record is from RefSeq and is a predicted model, not a curated record. Gene Ontology annotation, cellular component: membrane. Bases 131 to 1156 code for a protein of 341 amino acids. The transcript has a single exon. Gene Ontology annotation, biological process: G protein-coupled receptor signaling pathway. Gene Ontology annotation, molecular function: G protein-coupled receptor activity.